Molecule: messenger RNA, 3849 nt
Organism: Leptidea sinapis
Lineage: Eukaryota; Metazoa; Arthropoda; Insecta; Lepidoptera; Pieridae
Gene: jumu
Exons: 9
Coding region: 114-1910 (598 amino acids)
Biological process (GO): regulation of transcription by RNA polymerase II
Molecular function (GO): transcription cis-regulatory region binding; DNA-binding transcription factor activity, RNA polymerase II-specific
Source: RefSeq, a predicted model, not a curated record
AGGAGACUGUGUCCUUUGUGUACACUGUACCUUUAGAAAUAAUAUUGAAGUAAAACAUUGUGCUCUGGAGUGAGUGGUGUGUAUUUGUCAGUUUUAUGAUUUUAAAAACGUAAAUGUGUGAAAUUCAGGAUUAUUCAAUCGAGCAUGAGCAUAUUUAUGUGAAAAAGUUAUCGGCAUCCUUAGAUAUGGACCUGUACAUCACCGACUCACUCCAGGAUAUGCUGGAUAUGGACAUCAAAAAUGAAAUAGCCACUGACUUAAGCAGUGCGACUGACUUUUCUGAUUCAUUAGGAUUGAACUUUUCCGAAAUGCCACCUCUACUAGAUAUGGACACGGAUAAUUCAGUCACGUGGCUCAAUAACUCUUCAUCAAGUUUUGUACACAAUUUAGAUUUAUACGGCUCAGAAGCAAAUGCAGUCAUGGUAAACCCUAACUCGGUCAUGCCAUCCACAUUCGCAGAAACGCCUAUAAAGGGCGUAGUCAAGGAAGAAGCAUCGAAUCUGUUGUUAACAUCUGUAAAUAAUGACUUAAAUAGUACUUCAUCAUUACCAAGUCCAAAGGAAGAAAAGAGCCAUUUAACGUUUUCUCCGAAUGCAAUAAAAGUAUCAAAGGUGCAUGAAACUGAAGAAGCUACUGUAAAGAAACAGCCCGAGGAAGCGACACAGAUGGUUAUAUAUGUAAGGAAGCAAGACAAAAAUGUGGUGAAGGAUUUAUUAAAAGAUUUAGACACAAGCAAAAUGAAAAUAAAUGCGUCAACAAUUACGCGGAUAAAAUCCAACCAACCCGAAGUUAUUAAACUGAACAGUAAAAAUUGUUCCAUAUUAAACUCAAGCCAAAAACUAUCUCAACAAUUAGGUGCUAAAACAAUAAUAUCUGGUAAUAUACAUAUACUGGAUGCGCAACAAUCUAGAACAAUUUUAGGUAAUGGAAACAAGAACCAAGCUACUAUUUUAAUUGACAAUUCUCCGCUGAGUAAUAGACAUAUAAUUAAAACUUCGGUUAGCGGAGCGUACAUUGAUAAUAGUCAAACUAAAUAUGUAAAUACUAGUAAUAAAAAUAGUAACUCCACAGUGAGUGAGUUUCCCAAGCCUGCUUAUUCAUAUUCAUGUUUGAUUGCGAUGGCGUUGAAGAAUUCAAGAACAGGAAGCCUGCCAGUGUCCGAAAUUUAUAAUUUUAUGUGUCAACAUUUUCCAUACUUCAAGACUGCCCCAAAUGGUUGGAAAAAUUCAGUACGGCACAAUCUAAGCUUAAAUAAAUGUUUCGAGAAAAUUGAAAAGCCAUCGAAUAACGGAAGUCAGAGAAAAGGUUGUUUAUGGGCAAUGAACCCAUCAAAAGUAGGGAAAAUGGAUGAGGAGGUGCUAAAGUGGUCAAGGAAAGAUCCACAGGCAAUAAAGAAGGCCAUGGUCUAUCCAGAAAGCCUGGAAGCGUUGGAGAGAGGUGAGAUGAAGUACAGCGGCUUCGGAAGCGACACAGAGGCAGAAGAUGAUGCGGAUGUUGAUGGAGACGCCGAACUCGACCCUGAUCUAGAGCUGGACUCCGAUGUGAAGGAGGAGGUCGACCAGGACGAUACCCUCAUCGAACAGGAGGGAUCCGACCAAGAGCUCGAAGUGGAGGAAGUGGUGGAAGGCACGGGAAUGGUUGGCGGAGCUUACCGGCUGCUAGCUGGUGGCGGCUCCUUGUCUUCAUAUAUAGACUGCGGAGAUGACGCCAGCGAUAUUGAGGUCACGGACCAUUCGUAUGAAGAACUCGACAUUGAUACAAAGCCUGUAAAGUUAGACUUUUCACUGAGCGACAACUACAGCCAACCAGCAAAAAGGGCAAAAACCAGUUUCAUCUACCAACCAGUCAGCACACAGUCGCACACAAGUAGAAGAAAAACGCCUCUAGUUAACCGAGUUGCAUUAGUUUAACUAUCUAGUGUUGUAAUCUUGAUGUAAAAUUGUGAUCUUAUUGACUAUUAAGUGAAAUUCGAAAUUAUGUGUUAGUGUACAAUUGUUACAUAUCCAACUGUCACAGAAAUUCACCAUCUCCAGUUGGUGCAUGGAAGGUAGUAAAGUAGAAUAGUUUAAUUUGCAUUUGGUGAGUACAAACAUUGCUACUCAAAUAGCGGAUAGUUGUGAGUAGAAAAUUCAUUUUUGUAAAAUAUACUUCACUAGUUCCACUGUAUUUAUUGGAAUUCACAAACUCGACAAUUUUUUUUAUUUUUAUAAUUUCCAUAAAUACAGUCAAACUAGUAGAAAAUUUCUUUCCUAAAGUACUAAUAAUAUUUUUACAAUAGAAAACUAAGUACUGCAGUGUUUUAAGUGAUUGUAACAAUUACUUUAUAAACCAGCUGUAGCGGGUAAUUGAUUUAAGUCCCACCGCUUGUAUAUAUUUACUAUUACGUUCUAUUUGUUGACACAUAGGUUUUGUCGAACAUAUAUUAUUCACAACUUUAUACACUUGAAUAUAUUCAUUGCAAGAUGAAUUUUAUUGAAUAUAUUUGAUUUUAUGGUUGUGCUUUUAAAAUUAUAUUUGAACGGUAUGUAUAACUUUUUUAGAUGUUGUUUUUUUUUGCAUUUCAUAUAACUGAGGUGCAAAUAAAAACUAUAAUCUGUUGAUAGUGAGUGAUGUCAAAAUUGUAUUAAUAUUGUUCCUUUUUGGUCUUAAGGUCUCUGAAAUCAGUGGGCCAUUGUAAUUAAUUAGAAAUAUUGUUGUAGUAACAGUAAAUGUCUUAAUGAUUUGUGAGUAAACAAUUAGUUAUAAGGUUAUUACAUAAGAGUGGUUUAGCAUUUAUUUGUUUUAAGAUCAAUAACUUGUGUAUUAUUUGUUGUCCACACUGAUUUGUUUUUCAAUGUACUCUUCAGCUGAAAAAUACCUUUGUAAUAUCAAUUUGUAUAAGAAUUAUUCAUUCCAUUAUCAAUAGUAAUAUUAUGAUGGCUUUUGUGAACAAAAUGUGAUGCUGUGUGUAUAGCUUUAUUGGUAUCUAAUAUAUAUUUUGGUAUUUUAUGGGUUGAUGAUAAUAUUCAGACUCACAAAUUUAUAAUAUUGUCUCUGUCUUGUCAAUAUAAUGUGUAAACCUUGUUGUACCUUAUAUAAUUCAAAUGUUAUAAUUAUUUCAAUAUGCAAGUUAUAUCAUAAUUCAUAUAUUUUGUUAUUUUUAUAAAGUGAUAACCCUCACUUCUGGAAUUAAUUACACAAAUUAAAUUUGAAAAGAAAAUUUAUGUACGAUGCGGGACUCGAAACCGUGACCUCUCGCUUUCCGUGCGAGGUUGUGGCUUCAUCUACAGAGUUGAACAAGACAUACAAGAUUUAUCAACGAUUCGUCACUCGAACGGUUGUCUCAGUCGAAAGAGCGCUGGCACGGAACGCGAGAGUUCGCGGGUUCGAGUCCCGCAUCGUUCAUAAAUUUUGUUUUCAAAUUUAAUUUGUGUAAAAUAUUGAAAUAUCGAAAUAUUUUUUAUUUUUGAUUGAGAACCUAUAAAAAAAUACUUUAUUCUCAAUUGAAAUGAGAGAACUCUUCUUUCAAUUUUGAAUAGACUAUUCCUACAAGAGGAUCUACUUAUCUGUAAAAGUGUUUACACUAGACAUUAUUCUCUUUAAUGCUUGUCAGAAUUUAAAAUAACUACAUCAAAAUUAAAAUAAUCUCACCUAGAAAAGAAGAAAACUAGAGUUAUCAUAAUAUUAAAAAGUAUGUAACAUUGUUGGAAAUAAUGUGAGCCAAAAAAUAGUCUCACUGCCAGUAUUUCAAUAUUGGUAUAAAUACUAGUGUGUAAGUUUAGUAAUUAGGUAAGCAUAAGUGUAGCAUUUACUUAGUCCUAUACUUACUUGAUUUUUAAUAAUUCUUUUGUAAUAAAAUAAAAUAAUAGA